Esox lucius (northern pike) is the source of this 4381-nucleotide messenger RNA. It is a transcript of the gene zbtb33, whose product is annotated as zinc finger and BTB domain containing 33. The coding region runs from base 280 to 2205 and encodes 641 amino acids. The record is from RefSeq and is a predicted model, not a curated record. Gene Ontology annotation, molecular function: protein binding; DNA-binding transcription factor activity, RNA polymerase II-specific; RNA polymerase II cis-regulatory region sequence-specific DNA binding. NCBI's taxonomy places the organism in Eukaryota, Metazoa, Chordata, Actinopteri, Esociformes, Esocidae. Gene Ontology annotation, cellular component: nucleus. Gene Ontology annotation, biological process: regulation of transcription by RNA polymerase II. The transcript has 2 exons.
UUUCCUGUACGCAUAUUUUAACAGUCACUCUAGCAAUGUUGCUGGCGUCCAUAUUCUCAGUGUAUUCUAUAUGAUCUAAUAGUAUAAACUGCAGAUUCACAACACGUCUUGCAGCUCUUCACUCAGAGUCGUGGCGACUCCUGUUGGCCAUGCAUGAACUAGCAGUAGUAGCAGGUCGUUCCGACAGUAACAAGGAGAUUGACGUUUUGUUGUCUUCAGCCAUCUCCUGAUAAUUAUUUUGGAAAGAAAACAUCAAUCAUAAGGCUUGGCGUUGCAGGGAUGUCGGGCUUAAAGCUUAUCUCUGCAACUGACACUCAGUAUUCAGGAACAUUGCUGAAGUCAAUGGAUCAACAGCGAAACAGUGGAUUGUUCUGUGAUGUCACCAUAGUUAUACAAGACCGCAAAUUUCAAGCACAUAAAAAUAUACUGUCGGCAUCAAGUACUUACUUUCACCAACUCUUGUCAGUGGCUGGACAGGUUGUGGAAUUAAAUUUUGUCAAGGUGGAAAUCUUUGAGGAGAUCCUGAAUUACAUUUAUAGUUCCAAGAUUGUACGUGUUCGCUCUGAUAUGCUGGAAGAGCUCAUCACCGCUGGGAAGACGUUGGGGGUGAAGUUCAUUGCUAAUCUAGGAGUACCGUUGUCGCAAGUCAAGGGCCUACCUGGUCUGUCCAAAGACACCGAAAACAAUGACUUGAGCUCUGUGGAUAAAAGCAGUGCGGAGCCAACAGGGAUGAUGCCCAUAAUCACAGAGUCCUUUUCAUUGUCAGCAGAGGAGUUCAACCAGAACGAAAAAAGUGCAGACAAUGAGAAGGACUCGGACGACGAUGACAUUAUGUUUGUAUCCAAAACCGAUGCCGUUGACAAAUGUAAGCCCUCUGAAAUCAUUGAUUUGGACGGACCUGAUACAGAGGAAGACUCAGUGAAGGAGCAGCAGGGAAACGCCGGUCCUGCUUUGAUAACAGACCAAGAGAACACGGUCAAAAUGUCUCCGCACCUUAAGAAUUCCUCCCAGACACAGCAAUCUCAGAGUCUUCAGAGCAGCACAACGGUGUCGCCCAAAACAAGCUCCAAUAUUCAGCCUCCACCCGCUAGAGUUUCCUUUUGCAGCUUGCCUGCCACACCGGCCAGAAUUGUUACCCAAACCCCCGAAACUAACAGCACCUCCCUGCCCUCAGAAAACCAAGAGAUAGUAGGGAUACACAAGAAGCAGGUCACACUAACUCAAAGGGGCGACUUUAAAAUCAAGCUCUCGGACGUCAGUUCGUGCGGGGGAUUCAUCAACGAGGCAGGCAUCAACAUUCCCCAAACGGCGGCAACAGCGAAAAAGACGAUAACUUUAGACAAGGCAUCCGAGAUCGACUCGCUUUCUCCGGGCUGCAAGGUGUACGCGAACAUCGGGGAGAACACGUAUGACAUUGUCCCAAUGAAGGACGACCCCGGGGAGGGAGUUUCUAAAAACAGCAAAGGGGGAAAGCGGUCCCUUAUGGCCACCCCUCUCCAACCUUUCAACACCUCUAAAAUGGCCCAGGGCAUCUCCAACAAGAAGAAAGCCAAAAUGGAGCAGGAAGACCACUACGAGCUCAUCAUGGAUGGGAAGACCUUCUUUGUGUGUGUGGUCUGCAAGCGUCCCUACGUCUGCCUGACGAGUCUCCGGCGCCACUUCAACACCCACUCCUGGGAGAAGAAGUACCCGUGCCACUACUGCGACAAGGUUUUCGCCCUGGCCGAGUACCGGACAAAACACGAGAUCCACCACACGGGUGAGCGGCGGUACCAGUGCCUGCUGUGCAACGAGAUGUUCCUCAACUACCAGCUGCUGUCGACUCACUGCAAGCAGGCGCACAACCAGGACCCGUCCGGUAGGAAACAGAAGGAUGACACGGACAACAACUUGUACCGCCUGCUCCCGUGCAAAACAGUGCAGUUCAAGCCCUACUCGUACGAGACGGAGGACUCCAACUCUGGAGGGGUCCCCAUUAUCCAGGAAGAUGGGAGCAUCCAGCAUGUUAUCCCCGACAGAGGGCACCUGGCCAGCCCAGUACAAUUACAAUCCACCCAGGGUAAGAUGUUGAACUGGGAUGACAUCUUUGUGGAGCCUGAAGCCCAGCCUCGACCGAGCCCUCAUGUUCCCCGACCAGGUGGCCAUCCCGCCCAACCCCCGCCAAGCUCGUUGGAAUUUGAGUUUGUCAUACCGGAGACGUACUGAACAGGGUGGCUAAGUGCUCUGUGAUCUGUGCCUUUUAAGCGAGGGGUGGGUGGGGUGGGGGUUUGACGGGGGGUGUCCCCCAUUUCUUUUUAAAUGUUUUCUGGGUAUGCGUCAUGUUUGCUCCAUGUUGUCUUUUUCAAAUGUUUCAACAGUUGUUUUAAACUAGUUGCUUUGUAGGGAAAUCAUGUUUUAGCUGGCACACCCGGACUGUAGUGACUUUGUUCCUUCUCAAGCGCUUAUCAUUGUACUUUGUAUUGUCUCAUUGUAUUUCCUCAUACCUUUUUAAUGGUAAACAAUUAUGAAGACUCUAUGCUGAUGCGGAUUAAUAGAAGGACCUAAAUCUAGGCCUACGCAUUUAUUUAUUGUUAGUACUGUGACCUAGGGUUUAACUUCUUUCAUGAGAUAUUUUUUUAUUGAGAGGCAGAUUACAUUAUGCCUUUGAGAAGGUAGGAUGUAUAGUGAUGCAGAAUGGUAGCAGUUGGUGGGUUAAACAGGGAUGGGAUCUGGAUGCAGAAUAUUGAUGGAAUUAAUGGGUUUAAUUUGUCUCAGUGAAUGGACUCAAUUGAGUAAUGAUACUCAAGUUAUGCUUAUUUUGGAUAUAUGAAUUCAGAUACCAGCCCAUUGUCCCGAUACCAUGCUUUACAUAAAUUAUGUGGACUGAUGGACAUUUGUACUGUCCUUCAUUUUCCCAUCAGACUCUUAUUGUUUCACAAGUGAAACAGGAAAUGAGCACAACUGACUCAUUUUUGCAGUGUUAAUAAUUAUUUGUUGUUAAUUUGAAUUUUGCCCACUGUUGCAGGAAAGCAGUAUUCCCACUUUGUAAGCACUCUUAAUUGGUUUUGCAAAAGUAUAAUUUAAGAUGUAAUUAUAUUAAUUAAAUGUUUCAGUCCUUUCAACAAAAAAAAAAGUCAACUUACCUAAUAUGGUCAACUCUUUUGUUGCAACUUUCUUUUUUCUCUUUUCAUAUGCUGGCCAUAUUUUAUCUUUCUCAAAAUAAUAUUCUGGUAAGGAUGUCAGAAGCAGCUUCCUUGUCUGUUAACAGAUUGCCUACAUGUGUACCAUAGGAAUCUUGUAACUUCGAACUAUUUCCUUCUGAUAUUAAAUGGCACCCUGUGUAGGUUUGUGCUGAAGAAAACUUUUCUUUUUCUCCGUGUCUUGUAAGUAAGUAGUUGAAUUGCGUUGGACUGUAGAGAGCUAACAUUACUUUUUAUAGCUUCAACACGUCCUUCAAUAAAGGCACUUCAGCUUUUAUGGCUAAAAGAAACAGUUGUGUAUCUUGUACAUAUUGUGCAUCAUGCCUUUAUUUUAAAGUGUUUUUUACAAACUUAUUAGGUCUUAGUGCUAAACUAAGGUUAAUAAAGUAAUUCAAAAAAGUUUUUUUCUUAUUUCAAAGAAUGGAAGAAUUCUACAGAAGGAGGAAUAUACAUUGUAUUAGUAUGUAAUAAGAUGUUGUUUAAAAACAAAUGAUAUGCUAUUUGUGAAUGGCUUAUUAUUCAACACCAAAUGAGUAGUUACAUUUAUUUCUUUGGUACUGUUUUGUGUAGAAUUUUCUAAACAAGUGUUUCAAGUUUCUAAAAUCCUAGUCAGACAUGCAUUAACAAUUGCUUAUUCAUUCUGUUUGUAGACAUCUUCACCAAAGCUAUUACUGUAAAACGACUGGGCCAUACUUUUGUGCAUUUCAAAAAAUAAGUCAGUGACAUUGUGUCAGGUAAUUGAAUGCUACAUUGUAGCUGAUCUGUUUGGCACCUGUUAGCUGUAUGCUAAAAUCACCGGAUGACAGGGAUGGCAGUGAUUAUUUCCUGUAACAAAUCAGCCAAUCAAAAAGAGCAACAUGCUUUUCUCCAAAAACCAAUGACUCUUGGUAAGAUACAGUAGUUUGAAUUGGCCAGCAGAGGGCUCUAGCUUUAACGGCUUCAUGCCCACUGGAGUCAUACAAAAAUGUAUGGACUCACUCUAGUAACUUUGGAUAAAAGUCUGAUAAGCAAAUGGCAAUAACUAGGGUAUUACAGUACUAUAUUGGCCAAAGCAAUUUAGUUUAAACAUGAAAAAGACCCCAGCAACUUUAUUUUGGGUAAAUGUUUACUGUAACACAAAUGCAUUUGUUAUAUACAAUACAUCUCUGAGCUUAUCAAUAUUUGAUGUAUUUUUUCUAUUACUCACUGAAGUAAAAACAUGA